UCCGCGCGGUGGCACAGCCAUGACGUCCUGUUGGAGCGGCUGUUUGAAUUUCCUGAAUGGACAAAGCUCCAAGCAUGGGCAAGUCGUGGAGGAAAUGGACCUCUGCCGUGAGGAUUUCGAGGAGAUUGUGACUUUUCUGACGUCCGUGCCCCUUUUCAAGAACCAACUCCCACGCUCUGAACUGCCGAAGGUGGCCAUGAAGCUGAAACGCAAGGAGUGGCGCCCAGGGCAGGAGAUCGUCAAGCAGGGCGACGUAGGCAAAGCCUUCUACCUGAUCAUGUCCGGCGAGGCGGCCGUGCUGACCUCCAAGUCCGAGGAGCUCAAAGCCUCCACCCGAGCGGUGCUCAGGAAGGGCGACUACUUCGGUGGCCGUUCCCUGGUGGAGGAACGCAACAAUGUGGCAACCAUCAAGCCGACGGGCAAGGACACUUGCGUCACAUUGUCCAUGUCGCGCAAAGCGUUCCAUGAUUCAGGCAUCUCCCAGCACCUGCGCUUCCCGAAGCGCGCGGCCAUCCACAAUGAGCUGCCGGCGGCGUCAUGGAAAGCGGAGGUGGUCAGCCAUCCGAAGAGCAUGGAGGAAACCAACUUCAUCGCCAAUGCGGUGCGUCGCAACACCAACUUGCGCGCGCUGCUGCACAUGACCGAGGAGCAGCUCUGCAUGGUCGCCGCCUCUGCAGAACGAAUGGAGAUCAAAAAGAAUGAGGAGGCCGCCUACUUCGGUGAGGUGGGAGACAAGUUCUUCAUCAUCCGUGAGGGAAACUUUGAAGUGGUUCUCGGCAACGAGUCCUACCACGCCUCCGCGGAGGAACGCGUGGCCUUCUCCUCCAUGGCGGAACGGCUGAUGCGGAAGCAGCACUUCCUUGCGACGCUGUCCCAGCCCAGUUUGUGCAACUACGGACCCUACGGACGGACCACCAGCUUUUUGUUUGAGUCGAAAGGCACCGAGGAGGAUUUGCCCAGCGGGACACUUUUCUCGCGUCACGUGAGUGGGCCAUCGGAGGCGAUGCGGCCCACCAUCACAUCUCCCUUGUUGCCGCGACCUCGCCAAGAAGGCCGGCUCGGUGUCGGGACUCAAUCCUACACCCUGGGGGGCGGCUUUGGACGGAUUGGCAAAAUUCAGGAGUCCGAACGUGCUGGCGAUGAGAGCGACAAGGAGAGCACGGCCAGCACCUCCCAUAGUCAGCACGACAUCCUGGGGCCGGGAGACAGCUUUGGCGAGCUCGCCUUGCUGUACAACAUGCGCCGCGAAGCCACCUUCCGCGCCAUGGAAGACUCGGUGGUCUACGCCGUGCCGCGCCGCGCCUGGGAGAGCUGCUUCACACGCUGCGGGCAGCGCUUCGAUGAGUACUGCAAGCUCUUAGACGAGGUGCAUGCCUUGGAGCCGCUGCUCUCGUCGGAGCGCUACGAGUUGGCCUGCAACGCCUCAGGAUUUCCAGUGAACUCGGAAUGGAAGGUCUUGAAAGAGCGCUUCUUUGCCGGCGAACCGGUGGAUCCGGUCUUUGAGGGCAUCGUCAAAGACUUCAUUGCCUUCGACGUGACCUUGCAGGACGUCUUCAAAAAGGUGGAGAUCUUCAUGCACGGCGUGGACAGUUUGUCCGAGGGCUUGACCGCCUUGGCGGAGAGCACCACCACGGGGCUCAGCGCGGUGGAUGAUCAGCUCAUCAAGGCGGAUUGCUGCAAGAUGAAGGAGGCCACCAACAGCAUCACCCGUGCGGAUGCGCCGCAUUCGGCCAUUGCCAAGUUGAGACGGGACAUGGACUUCAACAUCAUGAACCCAUUGAGGUCCCACAUUGUGAACAAUCGGAAUAUGAAGGGCCAUUUGGACAAACGCCGCCGAAGGCUCUUGGAGCUGAACAUCGCCAAGCGGGAAAUGGAUGAGUGCACCAAAAAGAAUCUGAAUCAGACGGACCGAAGGUAUUUGUCCGCACAGAGUCAGCUGGAUUCAGCCAAGAUGGCGUUUCAUGAGGUGGACAAGCACAUCUUCGAAUGGUUGUACAUUCUGGAAGAGUACAAGGGAGACAUCUUGGACAGCUGCCUUCAGACCCUGAAGUACCUGCAGUACGAGUUCUUCGCCACCUCAGCGCACGCCAUCAGCGGCGUGCUGCCCGUGCGCAUGGAGUUUCGACCCAUGGUGGAGAUGACGCCCGAACACCUGGAGGCUCAGGUGGAGAUGGCUCUGCAGGAGGCGGACGAGGCCAACGAUGGCAGCGCUUCGCCCGCGGUGGUCACGGACUUCUCGGCGCGGCUCAUCGAGAAGUUGGCCAAGGAUAACAAGAACAAACCCGGCGAAGGUUUAGACUCCGCUGCCGGCGAGUCGCCCGCGGUGCCGGUGGAUCCCUUGUCGUUUUCCUCGCUGCUGUCGCAGGGCUUUGACGAAGGUCCGGCACGGCAAGCCUUGAGGAAGUUUAAGAACAACACUCAGGCGGCCUUAGACUUCCUCAUUGGCGGAGGUGGUGAAGAGGAGCAGGAGGAGGUGCGCAUGCCCACCACGGUGCCGCGGGUCCAGCGGUUGAAGGAACGGCGACGGGCGCAGGCGCAGCAACGACGCAAGGAGGAAGAGCGGCGCCGCUCCAACAGCGAUGCCACGCCUGCGCCGGCGUCGCCCAAGGAGGCCGUCGAGAGCAAACCGGGCAAAGCUCCAGAGCCGAUGGCAGAUUUGCUGGAUUUCAACCACCAGGAGCAAAAGCCUGCCGCUCCCAGCAGUGGCGACAUGUUGGACCUGAUGGGCGACACCUCCCCUCCGAAAGCGGCAGCGUCCAGUUCGAUCGGACCGGGCGCGGAACUGUUGGACUUGGUGGGGGAGCCACCGCCACCCACAGAUUUCUCCAAGCAGAUUGACACCUUACCACUUCCCGAACAGAUGAGCCUAGACCUCUCCAAGUGUGAGAAGGGUCCGUUGCCAACGCCUGCGGCGCCUGCGGCCAGCGCGAGUGGUUGGGGGACGAUCGCAGCGGUUCAGCCGUUGCCAGGCUUCGUUCACUUUAAGCCGGGCGAGCGCGUGAUCAUCCAGGGCAAGGUCAGAAGAGCCAGGCAAUGGUAUGUGAUCUACGCAGGGACGGCCGUCAUGAAGUUGGACUCGGAAGGGAAUCCCACGAAGGAACUGGCCGAGGUGCGACGUCCGGGAUGCUUUGGGGAACGCUCCCUGCUGCGAGGCGAUGCCGCGUACGACGUGAACGUGGACGCCGGGCCGGAGGGCAUGACCUGUCUGACCUUCAACGGUGAGACCAUCCGCAUGCUGCUGAUGAGGAUCUACACCGAGUCGCCCGGAUUCAUCCCUGACAUUCACGCCAAUAUCGAGGAAUGGUGCCAGCUUAAAGCCAGGACUUACGACGCGGAUCUGGACAGCCCCUGCCAUUCGAUGGAUUUGUCCACGGGCUUGUCGCAGAUUCAAACCUCUGCAGGCAGCAAGAAGACGAACCUCGAAAAUUUGAGCAAAUUGCAAUUGCUGGGUCGGGGUGCUUACGGCGAAGUGACUCUCGUGGAGGACAUGGUCCGCAAGCGGCGCUAUGCCCUGAAGGCCAUGUCCAAGGGCUACUUGCAACGCAAGGGAGUGGUGCGACAGAUCCGCUGGGAGCGCGAGCUGCUGUCCAUGGUGGAUAGUCCCUUUGUCAUCAAACUGCACCGCACGCUCCAAGACGAUCAGCACAUUUUUUUCCUCAUGGAGGCGGCCUUGGGUGGCAAUCUCAUGGAGCUUCUGCAUACGCACUCGGAGGUUUUUUUGGAGGACCGUCCCCGCGGCUCCGCGUGUGCCUUCUACGUGGCCUGCCUCGUAGCGGCGCUGGAGCAUCUACACGAGCGCUGCAUCGUGCACCGCCGCUGGGCACCGUGCACGGGCCGUUGA
Molecule: messenger RNA, 3841 nt
Organism: Cladocopium goreaui
Lineage: Eukaryota; Dinophyceae; Suessiales; Symbiodiniaceae
Source: the annotation of a GenBank genome assembly